This is a messenger RNA of Sceloporus undulatus (fence lizard), 4575 nucleotides long. RefSeq names its product NADPH oxidase 5 (gene NOX5). The record is from RefSeq and is a predicted model, not a curated record. Gene Ontology annotation, cellular component: plasma membrane; NADPH oxidase complex. Bases 729 to 3068 code for a protein of 779 amino acids. Gene Ontology annotation, molecular function: calcium ion binding; superoxide-generating NAD(P)H oxidase activity. The transcript has 16 exons. NCBI's taxonomy places the organism in Eukaryota, Metazoa, Chordata, Lepidosauria, Squamata, Phrynosomatidae. Gene Ontology annotation, biological process: defense response; superoxide anion generation.
CGACAUCAUGUGAAAUCAUUUCACGCAAUUACGCUAUUUUCCCAGGAUAUUCAUAGGGUAAACUCCCAAUCUCCUACAUGUAAAAGAAACUCUCUCUGUGCGUAAUGAUUUCUGCAAUGCUUUCCAUUGUCCAGGGUGCCAUAUUUUUUCAGAGGCCAGGCGUUCCCCUUGCCCAUUCAAUUUGAGUUGCUCACACCACCUGCGUGUGCCAUGCUGAGCCCUGGGCACCCUGGUACUUGCUUUAGACUAGGUUUCACCUUCCAAAAAGAGCAUCUUCCCACUCCGACCCACAGCACCUAUCUCUGAAAUGGAAAGUGGUGCACUGUCUCCUGUCUGGUUUUGGCAUUCCCCUGGCAACCCUGUCCUCCCGAUUUGGGAAUAUAAUGCGCUCCCAUGAUUUGGUGCCUCACAAGUAGGGUUUGCUGGAAGGUGAACAAAGAAGGCCGUGGCAUGAAAGGGCCACUGGGUGUUUCUGACAGCUAGAAAAUAAAAGACCAAAGGCUCAGCAUGGCUCUGGGUUGGCAUGGAGGUUGGUUGGAAAGGAUGGUUAGACAAAAUGGCUCAUGGUCACAAAGGCAGCUGAAAUCAGAAGAUGAGGCAUCCCCAUUUGGACCAGGUCUACAAAAGCUCAUGCUACAACUUCUUUGGCUCAGUUUAGUCUUGAAGGUGCUACAAGAUCCUUUGCGGUCUCUUUAUUAUCAGCAAACUAUGCCCAGUUUGGACUGCAAAUGUGCCAUUUAAAAAUAAAAGAAGGUCAUUCUAGUUUCUGGCUUUUUAGUGCCAUGAAUUUAGAUGAGGAUGCAAAAUGGCUGGAGUGGGUGGCCCAGCAGUUCGAAAGUAUCGCCGGCGACGAUCAAGAGAUCGAUUUGGAAGAGUUCAAAAUGGCUCUCAAGGUGAAGGAGCCGUUUUUUGCCGAGCGGUUCUUUGCUUUGUUCGACUCGGACGGAAGCGGCACCAUCACUCUGGAUGAGCUCCUGGAGGCCUUGAAGUUGCUGGUCCACGGGAGCAAAAUGGACAAACUCCGGUUCCUCUUCCAGGUUUACGAUGUGGACGGCAAUGGGUCUAUUGAGCCUGAGGAGCUGCGCACAGUCUUGAGAUCAUGCCUGAAAGAGAGUUCGAUAUCUUUGCCGGAGAAGAAGCUGGAUGACCUGACGGCUGCCCUCUUUGAGUCGGCCGACUCCGACCACAGCGGAGCCAUUACUUUUGAGGAGCUCCAAGCAGAGCUGGAGCAUUUCCCAGAAGUCAUGGAGAACCUAACCAUCAGUGCUGCCAGCUGGCUAAAGCCCCCCACGGUGCCACGGAAGAGUCGCCCGCCUCCUCACUACCUGAGUCCUGCCUAUUGGCACAACAAUGGAAGCAAGCUGCUUUUCCUGGGCAGCUACCUGUGUGUGAAUAUCCUCUUGUUCGCUUUUGCGGCGCUGAAGCACGUCGGAUCCGGCAUCUGGAUCAUGCUGGCCAAAGGCUGCGGGCAAUGCCUGAACCUCAAUUGCACGUUCCUCGUGGUGCUGAUGUUACGCCGGUGCCUGACCUGGCUGCGGUCCACCUGGGCGGCCGGAGUCCUGCCUCUGGACCAGAACGUCCUUCUCCACCAGCUGACCGGCUGGGCAGUGGCGGCUCUCACCGUGGUCCACACCGGGGCACACCUGGCCAACUUUGUGAGAAUGUCCCAGACCAACAGCACCCACCAUUUCUGGGAAUAUCUCCUCACCACCCGCCCCAAGAUUGGCUGGGUCUAUGGGUCGGCCUCCCUCACAGGACUGGCGCUACAGCUCCUCGUCGGCCUCAUCCUCGUCUGCUCCAGCACCUUGGUCCGCAAGAGCGGCCAUUUCGAGGUCUUCUACUGGACCCACCUUUCUUACAUCUUCAUCUGGGCUUUGUUAAUAGUCCAUGGUCCGAAUUUCUGGAAGUGGUUUGUGGUGCCUGGGUUUCUGUUCCUCUUAGAGAAGAUCCUUGGGUUGGCCUUGUCUCACACCGGAGGGCUGUCCAUCGUGGAAGUCAACCUCUUGCCCUCAAAGGUGACUCACCUGGUGAUUCAGAGGCCUCCCUUUUUCCACUACAAGCCUGGCGACUAUGUGUAUCUAAACAUCCCUGCCAUAGCCAAAUACGAGUGGCAUCCCUUCACCAUCAGCAGCGCUCCGGAGCAAAGAGAGACCCUCUGGCUCCACAUUCGCUCCUUGGGACAGUGGACCAACAGGUUAUACGAAUACUUUUGGCGUUAUGAUGAAUUUCAGGACCAUCUUCCUGACGGAAACCAGCAGAAUGAAAACAGCUCCAAGAAAUGGAUGAAGAGAUACCUGUUGGGUUCCUCUGACCUGGAGCCUCCUGUGGCCACCAGCCAGGAUGAAAUGGUGCAGAUCUUAUCAUACGCUCCCAUCUGCGAUCCCAGCGGCAAGCGUGCAAGUGAGCGUGAAAAGGUUUCUGGAAGGGCUUUGGAGAACCAGAGACUCUGCAACGUCAAGUGUUAUAUUGACGGUCCUUAUGGGACCCCGACACGGAGGAUCUUCACUUCGGAGCACGCGGUGCUGAUCGGCGCAGGGAUCGGCGUCACCCCUUUCGCCUCCAUUUUGCAAAGCGUCAUGUUCAGAUACCAGAUGCGAAAGCAAACUUCCUUCAGCCAGGAUCUGACAUUAAGUGAUAAGCUUAAAAACGAGAACAUGAGACUUCAGAAGGUCGACUUUGUCUGGAUUAAUCGAGACCAAAAGUCCUUUGAGUGGUUUGUAAGCCUCCUGACCCAUCUGGAACUCAGCCAGUCCAAGGAAGACCCCAGCAACCGCUUCCUGGAGAUGCACCUCUACAUGACUGCGGCCCUCAGCAAGAACGACAUGAAGGCCAUCGGCUUGCAAAUGGCCCUGGACUUGCUUGCGGAAAAGGAGAAGAAGGACUCCAUCACUGGCCUCCAGACAAGGACCCAGCCGGGACGCCCGGAUUGGAACAAGCUUUUCCAGAAACUGGCCGGAGAGAAGAAAGGGAAGGUCCAUGUCUUCUUCUGCGGCUCUCCGGCUCUGGCCAAAGUCAUCAAGGCUCACUGCGAACAGUUUGGCUUCAGGUUCUUCAAAGAGAACUUCUGAGGGCCGUGUUCCUCAACACCUCUAUCUUUCUGGACCCAAACUUAGCUGCAAAGAUGUUAGGGUUGGGAAGCCUUGCUGUCUCCAUCUGUCCUUCUUUUGGGCCAUCCAUGGGAUCCUCUUCUCCAGCACCACAUCCCAAAUGAGUUUAUUUUCUUCCUAUACACUUUCUUCGCUGUCCAGUUCUUGCAUCCGAACGUGGCGAUGGGGAAUGCAGCGACUUGGACAAUCCCCACUUUAGCACUCAGAGUUAUGUCUUCACACUUUAGGAUCUUCCCAAUCUUAGUCCCACAUUUAUACUGUAAUUAAAAUGUUUUACCAGCAGAGGGUAGUAAUGCCUCAGCAUCUGAAAGGUUGGCCUGCCUGGCAUCAACAAGAGCCAGGAAAGGACAGUAUUUCUGCAACGCUGGACCAUUUUCUGGCAAUUCCUGGCUUCCAGACACUGGCUGGAAUUGAGUGCCAAAGCACAAGAGAUGCACCUCAACUCUGCACAUUUGCAAGAGAAAUAUUGCAAGAGAAAUGCUGGGGAGAUGGAGAAAAAACAUCUCUUCUUUGCAAGAGAAAUAUUGGGGAGACGGGAAAUGCUGGCUUGCCUUUGCUCAGUGUUUUUUCUUUAAAAAUUAAGAUAAUCUAUCUGUAACAUUUAAGCACAGAGGAGGCCAAAUUUGGGGAAGGAAUAGAGGAGAGCCAGGUUUCCUUGGUCCAGCUGAGAUUGCCUCUUUCCUUACCAAUGGCCCAUGACUGAGGGACCCUUGGCAGCCCUGCACAAAUGCUCCAGAGAAACCAUAUUUCCCCAGAGGUUUUAUACCUCUCUCGCUCAUUAUUUUUUUAAUUAUAGUCUCUUGCAAUUGAUGUUUUUGGGGUAUAUGUCUUUCAUGAACCCUCCUCCAAGUGCGCUUGGCCCCAAUGACGCAUGCAUAUGGGGUCUUGCUCAGUCGCUUCCCACUCUUGCUCACCAAAGAGUUCAGCUCCUGGGAAACAUCCUUUGCAAAUCAACGUGUUCUUGAUUUUCAUGUGCGUAGAUUUCUGCUUUCAUCUUUCAUCUCCAAAGGAACGGAAAAACCUCUUUCCCCCACAACUGCCUCCUCCUCUUCUUGCAAACAGGCCUCACAGCAGCAGGAAGAUGAGAGGGAGCUGGGAAAAGGCUGGCAAUGUCACCUGGCUCUCAACGCUGCAAACACGGCAAAAUCCCAGGACUAUACCCCAGGAUACAAAAAACACUCUGGAAAGAGGUCGGCCGGCAUUCAGUGACGCAAACCCAGAAAAAGAGACAGGAAUCCAUUUCCAAAAGUUAAAACACGCUUUAUUUCUAAUAGAGUCUUCCCUUCAGAGUCCACCAGAGAACCUGUGGUGUUACUAUCCAUGGCAUGCGUUUGCCACCUCUCUCAUUCCUCUGCUGCUUUCCAUUCCCUCUCUCCUCCCUCUUUUCCUCCUUCUUUCCCUCUCCCCCCCCCUUUAGCUUUGCCCUGGGAGCAAAGAGGGGUCCUUCCCCCAGUCCUUGGGCUCUGAG